UAAUAAUCAGUUUAAUGUUUCCUUGGAUUUAGAAAAGAUCGCUGAAUCUAUUGGAAAUUUUCUAAAUUUAUAAUAUAUUUUUUUUUCUUUUUUUGUGAUGAAAAUUUUUGAAAUUUUUACUUUCUAUUUUUAUUUAUAUAAUAAAAUUGUAAUUUGAGGGUGUGAAAAAAAAAAUUAAAAUUAUUUCUUGAAACUAAAAAAAGAUAAAGUGACAAAAUGACUUAUUAUUUUCCACGACCUGGCAAUUUUCCGCCAAACGCAAAUUUUUUAGUCGAAAACAAUUUUCAUCUACACCUUGAAAUUGAAAAAUUAAGAUCAGAAAAUAAUAAUUUGAAGAACACAAUUAAUCAGCAAGUGAGUCAAAUUCAACAGCAAAAUGCAAUUGAAAAGAAAAUCAUAAAUCUUAAAAAUGAUUUAAUUACAAUGAAUUCAGACUUUCGAGAAAAUUUUGAUAGGAAAAUCAAAGAAAUUAAAUGUGAACAACAAUUGGGAAUAAAAUUAAUUACCGAAAUUUGGAAAUUUCACAUGUGCAUGGCAAUUAUAAAUUUACAACAAAAAUCAUCAAAUGACGAAAAAUUUACUCAAACUGAUUUGGAAAUUGAUGACGACAAUAGUGAUGAUGACGAUAAUGAUAAUGAAGAAAAUGAUGAUGAUGAUGAUGAAAACGAAGAUAAUGAUGAUGAUGAUGAUGAUGGUCAAGCAUCAAAUAAUUCAACGUUAAUUUUUAAUGAUCAUCAAGAGCAAAUUGUUCCUCAAUCGGAGCAAAUUUCAAAUGAUGAAUAUCAUCAAACUGAAAUGGAAACACAAACUGUUGAAAUGACCAACGAAAUUCAUAAUCAACACGAAGAAUUUGAUGAUUAUCAUAAAAUGGAAACGCAAUUUGAGGAAAUUUCUAAUAAUAAUUGUCUUCAACAAGAAACGGAAAAUGUUAAAAACCAAUUUCUUCAGAUGAGAAUGGAAACGCAACCAUUGGAGAAUUUAAUGAAUCACCAUUAUCAACAAUCUAGUGGAAUAUUAAUUGCAAACAAUUGUUUAACGUCAUCAAUUAGUCCCAGACUUCAAGGAAAUUCCAAUUUCUGUCAAACACCGUUAACUGUGAACCAAAAUAUUUUCGGUAAUUUGACGGCAAACCUUCCCCCAAAAAAAGAAGAAGUUGAUUCCAUUUUUAGUAAUAAUAAUAAUAAUAUUAAUAAAGAUGAUGAUGACGAUUUAAAAAUUCAAAAAAGAGAAAGGUUAAUGAUAACAAUGUUCGCUUGCGAAAAAUGUGAUAGAAAAUAUGUAUCGAAACAAAAAUUGAAGAUACAUAAAAAAAUGCUUCAUGAAAUGAAACAAUGUAAUCAUUGUCAAAAAGAUUUUAAAUUAGGCUACAUUAAUCGACACCAAAAGUUCUUUUGCAAGGAAGCAUUAAAUUUUUUCCCCUGUCAAAAAAGUUAUACAAGAUAAAUUAUUUUACAAACUAGAAAAAAAGAAAGAAACAAACAAAAUAUAAAAAAAUAU
Molecule: messenger RNA, 1497 nt
Organism: Leptopilina heterotoma
Lineage: Eukaryota; Metazoa; Arthropoda; Insecta; Hymenoptera; Figitidae
Product: protein PFC0760c-like
Exons: 3
Coding region: 217-1443 (408 amino acids)
Source: RefSeq, a predicted model, not a curated record